AUUUAAAAAGAAUGUUGCUAUCAAUUUAUAGAAAUCACCCCAAAAAGACUUUGUUGUUCUUGAUUUUUCUUUUGGGUGGAGUUACGUACAAAUUUAGAGCACAUUUGUUUAAUGCUUUCUUAUAAAAAAUGUAAAGCAAACUCACAAAGGAGAUGGAAUUAUAAAUGGAAAAAGGGCAGCGAAUUAAUUCAAAAUUGGAUAAAAUCCAAUAGAUUGCUGAGGAAUACUAUGAGAAUAAGGGAUUCUUGAAUACCAUCUCUGAAAUCUUAAAAUUAGAAGAAAUCACUUUGAUUGCUAAUCAAUUACAAUCGAAUAAAGCGCUGACUCAAUAAUAGAAGGUUGAAAUGUAUUAAGUCAUGGCAGAGUAAUUCUUAGCUUUCGAAGUGUAAACUGUUCUCUUCUUAAGAAAAUUCGAAUGCCUCCUUCUAUUAUCUAAAAUUCUGAUGUUGACAAUCAAAAUUGAGGACGAGGAAAUGUUUAUUCACAAUCUACUUGAGCAAAUUUAAUUACUCAUUUUCAAAGAAUAAUAACUUCACGUAUCUGCCAUCAUCAUAGAAUAAUACAAGAUAAAACCUCAAACAUACAAAUAUAAUGAACAAAACAAUGCAUAAGAAUUAGUCAAAUCCUUGGUGUAAACAUGUUAAAGAGAAUUUAUGGAUGAUAAAUUUCAAAAGAGAUUAGAAAAUUAAUGCAGGGAAGAGUAUAAGAAUAAAAUGAACUAAUUUCAAUCUUAUUAUUAGGGUCAAAAUCUGAAGAAAUUACAGGAGUAAUCAAAAUACUUGGUAGAACACCUUUUAAAAAUUAACAAGUCCUUGGGAUUGAUGGCAUUUUCUGAUUAUGCCACAUCUUACACCUUCUAGAAGUUGAACAAUAGACUGUUGUUAAUUCCUGAAAUCAAUGACAUUAAUAACUAAAUUCUUAUGAAGUAAUUGGCAAAACAUCAUAAAGUGAUCAAAGAAGAAUUCUAUGGCAAGGAGAGUAUUCAAAGCAAUAAUAAUUAUUAUUAGAAAAUAUUAAAGUAAGGUUUAAAGAUUAAGGAAGAGCAAUCAUCUAGCAACUAAGUAGAUAACAAUAUGGUAUUAAUACAGAAAGUGUUACAUGAGUUUAAGAUUUUUGAAAUUCUUAAAUAGUCUUAAAAUUAAAUGAUCAAGAAACUAGUAUUUGGAAAUGAGUUAGAUGAAUAAGCAAGUUCAUAAAAAUAAUCUUUGGGUCAAUUGAUGUAAGGACUUUGA
This is a messenger RNA of Paramecium tetraurelia, 1232 nucleotides long. RefSeq lists its product as uncharacterized. Lineage: Eukaryota; Ciliophora; Oligohymenophorea; Peniculida; Parameciidae. The record is from RefSeq and is a predicted model, not a curated record. The transcript has a single exon.